Molecule: messenger RNA, 2829 nt
Organism: Volvox carteri f. nagariensis
Lineage: Eukaryota; Viridiplantae; Chlorophyta; Chlorophyceae; Chlamydomonadales; Volvocaceae
Exons: 9
Coding region: 1-2829 (942 amino acids)
Biological process (GO): protein phosphorylation; intracellular transport
Cellular component (GO): cytoplasm; nuclear pore
Molecular function (GO): ATP binding; GTPase activator activity; protein kinase activity
Source: RefSeq, a predicted model, not a curated record
AUGGCCAUCUAUUACAGUUUACUCUCCUGCGCGAUUAACGUAUGCUCCAUGCCGUGUUCCUGCGGAGCUAUAAUAUUUCCUUUCCCAUUGUUCACAUUUGCUUGCCAGAGCGUUGAUCCGGGAACUUGGAGCGCUGACGCCAAUGCUACAAGGGAGCGGCGGAAAGUGCACGUCCGGCGUGGCGCCGGGGCUGCAUCUGGGGAGCCGGCGGCGACCGCCAACCCGUUUGCUGGAAUAGCGCUAUCAUUUGCACAACCUCCUGGCGCAGCGGCCAGUGCCGCCGCUCCUCCCGCAGCGGCCGGCGGCGACGAUAAACCUGCUGCUGAGGCGACGGCUACGGUGGCAAAGGCGGAGAAUGGCGAGGCAGAUGAAGCGAACAAGACGGAGGAGGUCGAGGCUGAGGAGCAGAAGCCACAGCAGGGGGAAGCGGCGGCGGCUGCAGCGGCAAAAGAGGACAAGGCCGACACGGCGAACGCUUCCAAAGCCGAGGAGGACAAGGCAGGUGCCGCUGCUACAUCCCCCUCCCCAGCCAGUUCUGGCGCCGCUCCGGCUGCUGCUACGGCCGCGACUCCCGCCGCGAGCAUAUUCGGCGGCAGCGCCGGCACCACACCGGGCUUUGCAUCUCUUGCCGCCGGUGGGGCCUCCGGGGGCAGUUUCAACUUUGGUUUCGGCGGCGGCGGCGGCGCAGCCGCCGCCGCACCGGGAAACGCAACCAGUGGCAUUUUUGGCAGCAAUACCACUGCCGGCAGCAUCUUUGGCGGAGCAGGCCUGGGCGGAAAUGGCCUCUUUGGAUCGAAUCCUGGCGCGGGCAGUUUUGGAGGCGGGUUUAGUUUUCCCAAGCUGGACGCUGCAGGCGGCGGAGCGCUGGGCAAGCCGUUGUUUGGUGUGGCGGGUGCCUCCGCCGGCGGCGGCGCUGAAGAGGGCGGUGAGGGUGAGGAGCGUCCGGAGGCGUUCGAGCCCUCGGAGGACCCGUCCAUCAAGCCGGUGGUGCAGCUGGCGGUGGUACAGAAGGUCACGGGCGAAGAGAACGAACAGACUAUCUACGCAGAGUCGGGCAAGCUGUUUGAGUACGACGCCGCAGCUUCCAAGUGGCGGCAGCGGGGCAGCGGGGAGCUGCGUGUCAACGUGUCGGCGGACGGCACGACGAGUCGCGUCGUGAUGCGUCAGUCGGGCAACCUUCGUUUGCUUCUCAACGCUCGAGUCACCGUGAGCAUGCCAGUCCAGAGGAUGCAAGGUGCGAACGGCGUCACGUUUGGCUGCGUCAACACUGCCGCCCCUCCAGAACCCAACAACCAGCAGCAGCAGGCGGCAGCUGCGGAUGCCAAGUCCGACGACAAGGACGCUGCGGCCGGCAGCAGCAAGGUGGCAGCUGCGGCUGGGUCGAGUCUCGUCAAGACUUGGGCAUUCAGCACUAAGGGCGAGGACAAGAUGCUGGGACUUAUGGCGGCGCUGGAGAAGGCCAAGUUGGAUCACAGCAAGCAUCAGGCAGCAGCCUCUCGCACGCGUGUGGAGGCAAUCGCAGCCUUGGGGUCACCGGACGAAGCAUCUCGGCAGAAGUAUGAGAGGAUUGUCAACGACAUCGAUAGGAAUUACACAGCAGCGAUCACAGCUCUGGACCUCAGCCAUCCAGGCUGGGAGGUCCUCCUCUUGGCCCGUUGGAAGCGACGGUCGCAAGUAAUGCAGGAGAUUGGUCGGUUGCAGGAGGAGCUACUUCGCGAGCAGACCACAGCCAUCUUGGCAACUGCUCGUAACGUUACUGCGAUCGAGGCGGCUCCGGCGCAUCACCAAGACGCGGCUUUGGGCGGUGCCGUAGGUGUUCCCUACAAGAUGACCACGCGUGACAUGAAGUUGCUGCCAUGUGAGGCGGUGACCAUCACACCUGGCCAGGGAGACAACUCACAUCACGAACUAAAGAGGCGCCGGUCGCUAAGGUUGCAGGAGCAGCGGCGGGUGAAACAGCGGUCUGUCCUACCUGGCCCAGACAAGGUCGGCAGCCAAGGCCUGGGCAAUGGGAACCACACUAACCUCGUAUCCAUUAAAGGUAGCAGUAGCACAAGCAGCAGUGGCGGUGGCAACACCAGCAAUAGCGAUGAUGCCGGCAGCAGUGGUGUGCACAUUACCAACGUCAUCAAUGUCCCGCUGGAAGGGAAGGUGCCGGGUGGACUUGAGCAGCUGACCCGCAAGCGCGGCAGCAAGGUGCUGCUGCCCCUAGAACUGUGUGGCUUUGGAGACGUGGGCCUCACCGGCCGGUGUGUUGGAUAUGGGUGCUAUGGCAGCGUGCUGGAGGGCACCAUAGGUGGCGUGGCGGCAGUGAUCAAGCUGUUUGAGCAGAAGCGACGGGGAGCCGUGGAAGCCUUCACACGCGAGCUUGCUGUGUACUUGUGCCUUGGCAGCAGCAUCAGUAGCAACAGUAGCAGCAACCUGCAGGGUGCCCCGCUGGUGCCACGGCUGCUGCGGUACGGCAUGUUUGCACACACAGGCGCCCUGUUCCUGGCACUGACUGACGAGGGUGACGACCUGGAGGCCGGAGCCAGCCGCAGCACAACCGUCGCUGGUGAUGCAGCUGCCAGUGGCAGCAGUGGCCGCAGUUUGCGUGAUGCUGGGAUUUCACCAAAGCUGCGCACUGCAAUGCUGCGAGCACUGAGGGUGCUCCACCGGGCAGGUGUACUGCACGGGGACAUCCGCCUGUCCAACUUUGUGAUGGGGCGGGAUGGGGUUGUCAAGCUGGUUGACCUGGGGAAUGCCAGGGUGGUGGGUGGCUUGGAGGCAGGCAGCAGCAGCUACCAGGCGGCGAUGGAGGCCGAGGUGCAAGCCGUGCAUGCUCUUUAG